This is a messenger RNA of Aspergillus sclerotioniger CBS 115572, 717 nucleotides long. RefSeq lists its product as uncharacterized. The coding region runs from base 1 to 717 and encodes 238 amino acids. NCBI's taxonomy places the organism in Eukaryota, Fungi, Ascomycota, Eurotiomycetes, Eurotiales, Aspergillaceae. The transcript has 4 exons. The record is from RefSeq and is a predicted model, not a curated record.
AUGACGAUAACGAUAAAGAACGAGGAGGAUGAGAUGGGAGGUGGUUAUCAAUUAAAUGGAGCAUCCACCAUCCCCACAGCCGGCUUGGUCGAAUGGUCCGGAGGGUCGAGGAUGAAACUAAGAAAAGGGGAGGAGGAGGGUGACACGCUGACUGUUCAACAGAGCCCGAAUGGGCCUGGUUACAACGGGUUAGAUACAUCGAUCGAACAAGUCGUAGUGGCCGGACGAACACGUCCCCAGCAGCGCCUACGGCGGUACAAGGCCUUGGAAGCAUCAUGGGCCUGGUUUCCCAGCAGUGGCUCCGCAACCUCAGGUACCGACGGUCGCUCAGUCGGUCGACACGGCCAGUGGCUUGCUGCGACGGAGCUUUGGACUAACGGUCCGGUUGGUGGGCAGGGCAGGCCACCUGCGCCCGUCUGCUCCGUCCAAAGCACCCGGGAAGUCUCCCAACUUUCCCCCUUCGACUCUACGGCUGCCACGUCGAUUUCAGGCUACACCCGUUCGGGCUUUGCUCGUCCCCAUACCUACAUCCUACACUACCUACCACCGUGGUGCUCAUCACGGCCAACUCUCCCAUUAGUUGGUCGGACUCCUAUGUCAGUUGGUGAUGUGCUUGCAGAUGACGAGCCAGCCGGAAUUCAUGCUGUCCGUUAUCGCGGUCGCCUGUUGUCGUAUCAGGCGCAGCAGUCGAGCAACAGCAAAGACAAGAUCUCCUGA